Messenger RNA from Cimex lectularius (bed bug), 2089 nucleotides. Its product is annotated as noggin-like. Lineage: Eukaryota; Metazoa; Arthropoda; Insecta; Hemiptera; Cimicidae. The record is from RefSeq and is a predicted model, not a curated record. The coding region runs from base 236 to 898 and encodes 220 amino acids. Gene Ontology annotation, biological process: osteoblast differentiation; dorsal/ventral pattern formation; negative regulation of cell differentiation. The transcript has 4 exons.
CCCACGGCGACGGCCGGCUCCGCUUCAACUCUCAGUCGGUUCUGUGAUCCGGUGCUUUGUGGAUCUGGAUCAAGGAGCGGAAGACGAGGACUGGUAUCACGGGAAGGAAAACAGAAAGACGCGGAGGGUGGCGGUGACCUGCAGGCGCGACCCAGUCAUAUUUAGCACCCUUGAGAACUAUGUUAGUGUCAUAUGCACAGCUCUGGAAUUACCUCAAAUACUCUGAUCCGGUAAAAUGAUCGAGGGAUUGCUGGUUUUCAGCUGCGUCAUCACCUGGAGCUACUGCGUUUCCCCCGAAUCGCGUGGUCUGCGCCCUUCGUAUUCGGGGAUCGCCCCUGACCUGAUCGAGCCGAUCGACCCUUCGACGGAGCCGAGGCCCAGAGACUUGAACGUCACCGUCCUGGCGGCUAUCCUCGGUCCGGCCCUGGACCUCGAAUACUCGUCGGUGGCCAAGCCGAGCAACACGGACUUCGCCGCCCCGCAUUUCCCGUUCAGGAGGAACCGGAAAGGGCGGCUGGUGCCGACGGGGCCGAUGCCAAAGCACGUCAAAGACGUCGAGUUGGGCUUCGUCCGGCUGAGCGAUGGCACCAAGCUCAAGACCAGGGUGCCGAACAAGCUGCGGAGGAAGCUGCGGCAGCUGUUAUGGGCGUUGACCGCCUGUCCCGUUUCGAACAGGUGGAGGGACUUAGGACCCAGAUUCUGGCCCAGGUGGUUGAAGGAAGGCCACUGCCCGGCCAACAGCUGUUCCGUACCCGCGGGGAUGAAGUGCAAGCCGAGCCGGACCGCGCAUAAGUACCUACUGCGCUGGCACUGCCGUAAGUCUUGCACGUGGAUCAAAGUCCAAUACCCGGUGGUGACGGAGUGCGCCUGUUCCUGCGGCCAAGGAGGAUACAAGUAGCCCCAUUCUAGUCUCCACGGGAAGUCAGCCGAGAGGUGAUCGCGCCGUGCGGACCCUCCGACCCGAGCCUCAAAACCGAGUUGCGACCUAUUCCAUUAAACACAUUUAUUUAAUUAUUUUUUGUUAUCCACUACGAUGACAUAAUAGUAUAUACAACAUAUAUAACAAACAAUUAAUGCACGUUUGCAAAAAAAAUCUUUGCUUUCAACAGAAUAAAAUGUCAGAACAGUUGAUAAUUUUUGUUAAUUCAUAUGAUCACGGAUUUACUGCUUUAUAAACAAUUUAGAUUAAAAAUUACAUAAUUUAUUGUAGAAAAUUAACUGCAUUAUUUUAAAUCACUUAAUACAGCUGGAGAUCGAUUAUGUCACCCUGGUGUGGUUAAUCGUCACGGGCAAACUAUUUAUUUUCUCUAGUUGUUUCUAUUUUUUAAUUUCUUUCAAUAAGGAAUGAAAUUUUCAAUCAAUGUGCUUUUAAAAAAUAAUAUAUUGGUUAUAAACGCUCUCUGACUUUAUAGAAAAAUGUCCAUCUAAAUUUAAAAAUACAUAUAUUGGGCUUUAAUUUAUAUAUAAUUAAUAAUUGUAAAAUAUAAAUGUGGAUCUAGUCAAAAUGGUAAAAGUGUAUGUUGAUCGAUUUCUCAGAUUUGAAAAAUUUAUCUGAAGCGAGCCGGUUUCGGAAACGGCUUGGUCCGCUUUAUCUCGCUUUUUUCGGCCGUGAAAGUGACAGAGAGCGUUGGUCGUGGACGACACGCGUAGGAAGGCUUUUCACCGAAUUUGCGGGGGAAAAGAAACUUUGAAAUCUACUUUUGAACGUGAAAUUUUUAAAACAAUCAUAAAAAACAAAGGCCAAUUGAUUAAAAAGCCUACUUUUGUCAAGCAAUACAAAUAAUUUUGAUCUACAAGUGCCAAUCAACACGGAGGAUACUUUAAUAAGGUUGAUUUAUUGUAAAUUAAUUAUAAAAUAUAUUUUUAAAAUAAAUUUAUUAUUUUGUAUUUAAAUCUGUACAGCGCCGGUUGUCGAAUUUUAACAAAUCACCGGUGAAACCUACACAGUAUUAAGUCUAUUUUUGUACAUAUAACAUAACCGAACGUAUUUUUUUAAUAUAAUAAAUAAUUAUAACCACGUACUGUGUAUUUGUUAAAGAAAUAUGUAUAGAUCAUAACGAAGUUCUAAUAAAUUAUGUAUAAAGCGAAA